This is a messenger RNA of Heteronotia binoei (common prickly gecko), 1087 nucleotides long. RefSeq names its product guided entry of tail-anchored proteins factor 1 (gene GET1). Gene Ontology annotation, biological process: tail-anchored membrane protein insertion into ER membrane. Bases 179 to 721 code for a protein of 180 amino acids. The transcript has 5 exons. The record is from RefSeq and is a predicted model, not a curated record. Lineage: Eukaryota; Metazoa; Chordata; Lepidosauria; Squamata; Gekkonidae.
GGUGAGACUAUCAGAAGUACUGCUAAUGGAACAAAGGGGCGUCGUGCUUGCUGUUAUGUGCGCGUGCGCGGAGUGAGCCCGAGUUGAUGUAUUGUUUAGUCGGAAUCUGGGCUUUGAUUACUGUGGGCGAACUGGCAGCUUUUUAUUUCUCCUUUCUUUUGAUUCAUUGACGUGGGAAAUGAGCGAGCAGCGAGUGGAGGCAGAAAGCACGACGGAUGCCGGCGCUUGGCUGCUUGUGCUGAGCUCCGUGUUCUUGUGCAACCUACUCAAAAUUCUUUUGCCUUCCUGUUCCUCUGUAAUAUCAAAGUUGCUACAGAAGGAUGUUGAGCAGGAAUCACAGAUGAGGUCUGAAAUUCAGAACAUGAAGCAAGAACUUGCUACCAUUAGUAUGAUGGAUGAAUUUGCCAGAUACGCCAGAUUAGAAAGAAAGAUUAACAAAAUGACUGACAAGCUUAAGACUCACGUGAAAACACGAACAGCUCAACUUGCAAAAAUAAAGUGGGUAAUAAAUAUCGUCUUCUAUAUUUUGCAAGCUGCUUUAAUGAUCUCACUAAUUUGGAAAUAUUACUCAGAACCAGUUACUGUUCUUCCAAGCAAAUGGCUAGCCCCAUUAGAACGUUUUGUAGCUUUUCCAACAGGAGUAGCAGGUGGUGUUGGCAUUACAUGUUGGUUGGUGGUUUGCAACAAAGUAGUGGCCAUUAUGCUUCACUCUUUCAGCUGAGGAAGAAUUCUAAUUUCAGUCCAUUAUCACAAUUAAAAGUACUCUUCUGUUUUCUUUGACUGUAUUCUUAUGACUUCACACCAAUUGGUUUUGGUACAAUAUCCCAUGAAAGGAAGGGCAAGGCUUAGGGUAGAAUGAUAAAUUAUUUUAUUGUAAGUUUUAAUAUUUAUAUAUUGUCUUAUGUGUAAUAUUCAAACUUAGAGUCUUUUAGACUUCAGUUGUUUUACUUAAUGGUAUUGUUUCUCAUUAGCAUUAGUGAACAUGAUACUUGUUACUGAUCUUGUAAGGAUAUAUUAAAGGUAAACAAUAGUUUGCCAUGUGUAUUCAUUUGCACUGGAAGAAAGUAAAGCUUUGUAAAGAAUGGCA